AUGGCACCGGGCCUGGUGACGCCUGGAGUGCCUAGCAGCGUGCUGCCGGGCCAUGAUGAGGGGGUGUACGUCUCCAUCGACAACGCGCAGGACAGCGACUUCACCGUGGUCACCAUUUCUGGCUUCAACAGGCCAGGACUUCUCACUUCUAUCUCUGGGACAUUCCGCGACUUGGGAUUGGAUGUAGGCAAGGCUGAAGUGGAUGGGAGCAACGGGCGCGUCUUGGACAAGUUCUUCAUUACUGCGCUUGGUGGCGGCAAAGUCACGGACCCGAAGGACAUCGACAAGCUGCGUGCCUCGCUAGAAAGACUGGCGAACACAUCGGGGCGCAUUCUAGCCCGUGUCAGCUCAGGGAAGCGUCCGCUUGUCGGUGAUGGCAUUGCCGACACCGCCGCCCACAAUAAAACCCUACUAUACAAUCUGAAGGACACCUACAUCAAGAACGAUGUGCUGAGCAUCGAGGAGUCUAUCGUGAACCACGUGGAGUACACGCUGGCCAGGAGCCGCAACAGCUUUGACAACCAGGAGGCGUACCAGGCCACCGCGCUCAGCCUGAGGGACCGUUUAAUAGAGUCCUGGAACGACACCCAGCAGUACUUCAAGGACGUGGACGCGAAGCGCGUGUACUACCUGAGCAUGGAGUUCCUGAUGGGCCGCUCGCUGCUGAACGCGCUGAACAACCUGGGCGUGGUGGAUCAGUACACAGAGGCGCUGCGCGAGAUGGGGUACCAGCUGGAAGACCUCAUCCAGAAGGAGCGUGACGCCGCCCUCGGCAACGGCGGCCUCGGCCGGCUGGCCGCCUGCUUCCUGGACUCCAUGGCCACGCUCUCGCUGCCCGCCUGGGGCUACGGCAUCCGCUACCAGUACGGCAUGUUCCGCCAGACCAUAGUGGACGGAUUCCAGCACGAGCAGCCGGAUUACUGGCUGAACUUCGGCAACCCCUGGGAGAUCGAGCGCCUGAACGUGGGCUACCCCAUCAACUUCUACGGCCACGUGUCUGUCCAUGAGGAGGAGGGCCGCCAGGUGUUCAGAUGGAACCCCGGCGAGACGGUGGCGGCUAUCGCCUACGACAACCCCAUCCCAGGGUUCCAAACCAACAACACAAUCAACCUGCGCCUGUGGGCCGCCAAGCCCGGGCAGGAGUUUGACCUGGAGGCCUUCAACACCGGUGACUAUGUUCAGGCGAUUCUGUCAAGGCAGCGCGCUGAGACGCUGUCAUCCGUGCUGUACCCAGACGACCGCACCUACCAGGGCAAGGAGCUGCGCCUCAAACAGCAGAACUUCUUCGUCUCUGCCACAAUACAGGAUGUGGUGAGGCGGUACAAGGAGACGCACGACACGUUUGACGCGUUCCCGGACAAGGUGGCCUUCCAGCUGAACGACACGCAUCCGACCAUCGCGGUGCCCGAGCUCAUGCGCGUGCUCAUGGACGACAAUAAGAUGGGCUGGACCAAGGCCUGGGAGAUCACUAACAAGGUGUUUGCGUUUACGAACCACACGGUGCUGCCGGAGGCGCUGGAGAAGUGGCCGGUGAGCCUUCUGGAGAAGCUGCUGCCGCGGCACAUGCAGAUCAUCUUUGACAUCAACUGGCGCUUCCUGCAGCAGCUGCGCGCGGAGCUGGGCGACGACUGGGACCGCAUUGGCCGCAUGUCCAUUAUCGAGGACGGCUCCGGCGGCGAAAAGUAUGUGAGGAUGGCGUACUUGGCGGUUGUGGCGAGCCAUACUGUGAACGGGGUGGCGGCCAUCCACUCGGACAUCAUCAAGGAAACCAUCUUCAAGGAGUUUGCCGACCUGUGGCCGCAGAAGUUCCAGAACAAGACCAACGGCGUCACCCCCCGCCGCUGGCUCGCUUUCUGCAACGCCCCCCUGCGCGCCCUCAUCACCGACACACUCGGCAGCGAGGCCUGGAUCAACCACCUCGACGCCCUCCAGGGGUUGCGGGCGCAUGCAGAUGACCCAGAGUUCCAGCAGAAGUGGGCGGACGUGAAGGCCAUUGCAAAGUCCAAGGCCAUAGCACACAUCAGGGACAUAACCGGCGUGCAGAUCUCUGACCACGUCAUGCUGGACAUCCAGGUGAAGAGGAUACACGAGUACAAGAGGCAGCUGCUGAAUGUGUUCGGCAUCAUCUGGCGCUACGAUCAGAUCAAAAAGAUGUCUCCCGACCAGCGCGCACAGGUGGUGCCGCGCGUGUGCGUGAUUGGCGGCAAGGCGGCACCCGGGUAUGAGAUGGCCAAGCGCAUCAUCAAGCUGAUCAGCGCGGUGGGCAACAAGAUCAAUUCCGACCCAGACGUCGGCGACCUGCUGAAGCUCGUCUUCGUGCCCGACUACAAUGUGUCCCUCGCUGAGGUCAUCAUCCCAGGGUGUGAGCUGAGCCAGCACAUCAGCACGGCGGGCACGGAGGCGUCGGGCACUUCCAACAUGAAGUUCGCCAUGAACGGCUCGCUCAUCAUCGGGACCAUGGACGGCGCCAACGUGGAGAUUGCGGAGGAGAUUGGCGAGGACAACAUGUUCAUAUUUGGCGUUCUCACGCCAGAAGUCCAGCGCCUGCGCCAGGAGCGCCGCAAUUUCAAGCCGGACUCGCGUUUUGAGCACGUGGUGGGUCUGAUCAGAAAGGGCGUGUUUGGGUGGGCGGACUUCUUUGAGCCGCUGGUCGACUCUGUCACGUCCGGCGGUGACUACUACCUGCUCGCCAAUGACUUCCCCUCCUACAUCGACGCCCAGGCAAAGGUGGAUGAGGUGUACAAGGACAAGGCAAGGUGGACGCGCAUGUCCAUCAUGUCGACAGCCGGAUCCGGCAAGUUCUCGUCCGACCGCACCAUCCAGCAAUAUGCAGAGGAGAUCUGGCACGUGGAGCCCUGCCAAGUUCCUGCUGCAGAGGACGAGCAGAAGUGAGAGAACCACGCCGAAACGCAUGCUCCUGAAUUUAUUAGGUGUGACAGUUCAAGGGUUGUCCAUCCAUCAUCUGUACAACCCAAUGUGCAGCCUGCGCAUUGAUGGUCUGCGUGAGAGUGACAAUGUUUGAGUUCAAGAAGUGAUGAGCAGAAUGAGAGAUGUGAGAAAUCACAAGUGUGGCGCUUGUUGCCAUCACUUUUUGAGGGCAAUGUCUUCAAGAUAUUAGCUUUCUUCAGGCGAGUUUGAGUACCAGUAAUGGUAGCAAGAUGGCUGCAGCAUUAUAUUGCUGAAACGCUGACCAUGCAAGUAGCAGAUUGUGGUUUGUGUUCACAGUCACAGCAAUGGGGCCUCGAAUUCUCAGAAGAUUUGUGAUUGGUGAACGCCAUACCUUUAUGUAAUAGAAAAUGUGUAACGUU
Messenger RNA from Coccomyxa subellipsoidea C-169, 3308 nucleotides. Its product is annotated as starch phosphorylase. The transcript has 18 exons. Bases 1 to 2892 code for a protein of 963 amino acids. Gene Ontology annotation, molecular function: pyridoxal phosphate binding; glycogen phosphorylase activity. The record is from RefSeq and is a predicted model, not a curated record. Gene Ontology annotation, cellular component: cytoplasm. Gene Ontology annotation, biological process: glycogen catabolic process. NCBI's taxonomy places the organism in Eukaryota, Viridiplantae, Chlorophyta, Trebouxiophyceae, Coccomyxaceae.